Carya illinoinensis is the source of this 2250-nucleotide messenger RNA. RefSeq names its product GDSL esterase/lipase At3g27950. The transcript has 6 exons. Gene Ontology annotation, molecular function: hydrolase activity, acting on ester bonds. The coding region runs from base 786 to 1958 and encodes 390 amino acids. The record is from RefSeq and is a predicted model, not a curated record. Lineage: Eukaryota; Viridiplantae; Streptophyta; Magnoliopsida; Fagales; Juglandaceae.
GUAAUUAGUGCAAUUGGUGAAGAGAGAAAGAGGAACGUGAGAGAGAGAAAUAGAAUUUUGUAGAGUAUUUUGUAAAUCUCGUACAAAUUCUAUAAAAAAGGUUUCAGUGGACGUAAGUAAUUUGCUGAAUCACUUUAAAAUUAUCUUGUGUGAUUUUUAGACAGACCGGAGGCACAACAGGAAUACGUGGGAAUUGUUCGAUCCACAACGAGGCUAGAAUUUGCAGAGCAAAAGAUUGAUGAGUUGGAGGCAAAUUGGGAGGAUUACUUAUUUAAAAGUGGUUGGGUUCCAACAAUGGUUGGGCUUGAGGCUUGUGAAAUGAGGAACCUUUUCUGUUGUGCAAAGCUCGUGGUCAGCAGUGCUCUUGCUAGACACGAAAGCCGUGGACUACACUACACGGUUGAUUUUCCUCAUCCGGUGGAAAGCAAAAGGCUGCCAACAAUUAUUUUGCCCUGUUCAUCCGUGAAGAGUUCCUGGAGUUCACGACAGCUACACAGCAGCCCUUAUGGCAAAAUAAUAAUGCACCCGUGAUGGAAAUUUAGUUCUUUGACAUUAUAUCUGAAAGUAGAAUGAUGAGGCUAGAUUGGUAGUGUCUUGCAGCAUUUGUUGGCUUCCAAUUUGCUUGUGUAAGUCCAUUUAUGGUGUUAAUAAUUUAUGCCUCUUCCCAUAUCUUCAAAGAUAUGCAGGCCACGUGAGUGUUGGACUUAUAUGCCAUCCAUGCAUGUUUGAGCAUUCAAUGGAUUCAUUUUCUCUGCAGUCUACACAGAGAACAAGAAGCAUAACAAAUGUGUUCCCUCCCUAAACCCAAGGUGAUAAGGACAACCAUAAAUUCGAUGAGGCUAUGUGGUGUGUUGCGGCUCGUGGUUGUGGGCUUCUUGGUGCUCCCAGCGGUGGUGUUGGGCGGCAGCGGUCCACGGAGAUGCAAGUUUCCAGCAAUAUUCAACUUUGGAGACUCAAACUCGGACACCGGAGGAAUAUCCGCCGCAUUGUCAGAGUUUCAUGAACCCAAUGGAGAAACCUUCUUUGGACAUCCUUCGGGAAGGGUUUGUGAUGGCCGUCUCAUCUUAGAUUUUAUAGCCGAGGAGCUGAAAUCACCAUACCUGAGUGCAUACUUGGACUCGAUCGGGACGGAUUUCAGGCAUGGUGCAAAUUUUGCAACAGGAGGUUCAUCCAUUCGUCCAGGCGGGUAUAGUCCAUUCCAUCUCUGGAUUCAGAUCUCCCAGUUCAUGCGUUUCAAAUCUCAAACAGAAGCUCUGUAUAACAAUCAUCUUGACCGAAAGAUCCCACCAGUCAAAAGCAGCCUCCCAAGGCCCAAGGACUUCUCAAAGGCUCUUUACAUAUUUGAUAUUGGACAGAACGAUCUGUACUAUGGUUUUCAAUACACAACCUUAGAACAAGUUCGACUUUCCAUCCCUGAUAUCUUAAGCCAGUUGUCCCAAGCAGUACAUCAAUUGUACAAGGAAGGUGCAAGAAUAUUUUGGGUACAUAAUACAGGCCCAAUCGGUUGCUUGCCAAUAAGAGUUAUAAAUGACCGAUCAAAGCCUGGUAAUCUGGAUCAGAAUGGGUGCGUGAAGCCUCAAAAUGAGAUAGCUCAGGAGUUCAACAGGCAGCUCAAGGACAUGGUGUUUAAACUGAGGGCACAGCUCCCUGAUGCAGCAUUGACACAUGUCGACAUGUAUUCCGCUAAAUAUGCACUGAUCAGCAAUGCAAAGAAUGAAGGUUUUGUCGAUCCAUUUGAGUUCUGUUGUGGGAGUUACAAUGGAUCCGCUAUUGAUUGUGGGAAGAAAGAAAUAGUUAAUGGUAAUCUAUGUCAGAAUCCAUCAAGGCACAUUAGCUGGGAUGGCAUACACUACACUGAGUCAGCCAACCUAUGGAUUGCAACCCGAAUUCUCAACGGCUCCUUCUCUGACCCACCAGUUUCAAUUCGGGAGGCUUGUAAUCAUCCCAAGAAUUUGUAAGCACAUUGCAGUAUGUUAAUGAAUACUGCUCGUUAAUAGAGCAUAUAGUGACUCAGCAUCCAAAGAAGCUUCUGCAACAAACUCUCAACAGAAUUGCACAAUAGACGUGCUAGAAUAAAGUAGAAGAUUCCCGAAUAUAUUUGUAACCGAAUACAGGACUUUUAUUAUUAUUUUCUUUAUGUAAUUGAGUCUGAAAUAUAGGAUAAAUAUGCCUAUAAAUAAAUACUGUUGUGGUUGUAUUCAAUAUGGAAAAGCAAUAGUAAUAUAAUGGUGAGUUUUACACAGACUUUAA